CUAUGUGUUUCUGUGUGAGAGAAGCCGACUCUUGUUUACAGCAGAGAUUCCACGGAGGAGCGGAGACCCACAGCCUGCUUCAACCGAGGGCAAACCGUACGAUUUCAGUGGCCCCCCUUUCCCCUUGGAUAUACGCGUAACGGGAGUUUUUGUCUUCUCCGUUUUGUUACCUGUUUUUGCGAGGAUAAAGGCGAAACAAGAAACGCGCUUUUUUUUUUUUUUUUUUUUUUUUAAAAGAGGCAACUCCUUGGACAUAUUCUCCCUCCCACCCUAGCCGAGGUCGUCUAGCUGGAGAGCUGGAGACCCAUUCUCUUGCGUGGCACAAGUCUGGUAUUUUCUUUCAGCUGCAAAUCCCGACUGACGGCAGAGAUAAGUCCGACCCGAGGAGCUGGAAAAUUGGUUUUGGAAAAAAAAAGAACGACUUCUGUCUGCGGGGCCAGGGCUGCUUGGUGCGGGAUCGAGAGCCUGUACUGGCUGAAUGGCAUAGGCAGAAAAAAAGGUUUUUCAUUCAUUUUUCAACCUCCCAGCCACCACCCCUGUGGAUCUGGACGUGUUUUCUGCCACCCCUCUCCUCCUCCUCCUCUUCCCCUCAUACACAGCCAUUCACACGAGGGGGGGAUUCUUGCGAGCGACACUGGCGUUAAUUUAUUAUGGUGGCAGAGGCGACUAAUAAUAACAUUUAGUCAGAUAUUUUCAUUGUUAUUAUUACCGGGGCCUGAUCGCACUGUACGCGCACUGCUGUUUUCAAGAGAUGGAGACUGAAGAUGGGGAUUACCAUCAUUUAUCCAGUAAAAUCACUGGCAUGUGUGCCAUACCAGCCGGCGUCAGAGUAUCCUGUGAUCGGCAAAAAUAGCAGACUGUUUUAGUGAUUUUUUUCUUCUUCAAAGAAAUUCCCUUGUCAUCACAAUUUCUACACAUUUAUUUCGAUUUUUUUAUAGAUCAAAUCUUAGUGGACAAGCAGCCACGCAUUCGCAGGCUACCACAGAGUAGCCUCCUGGGCUACAGACACGUUUAUAUUUUCACCCAUUUUUUUCAUAUUAAGGCUCCUUUUUUAGAAGCUGCUGUGUACAUCCUUCUUUUUCUUUCACUUUUGUCCCUGCCUUUUUUUUAUUUUUUAUUUUCUUAAGAGGAGAAUAAUGCUCAGGAACAUGAGAUCUGACUCACCGAUGGGUAGCCCGACCUUGUUUUGGGGUCUGAUGCUGUCUGUCUCCACUAUCUGCAUUUGGUCCACAUAUGGAGAGAUUUGUGGUCCAAGUAUUGACAUCCGAAAUGAGAUCAGUGAGUUCAAGCGGCUGGAGAACUGCACGGUAGUAGAGGGCUACCUGCAGAUCCUCCUCAUCAACGACAAGACCAACAACGUCAACCAGGAGGUCUUCCGCUCCCUCAGCUUCCCAAAGCUGACCGUCAUCACCGACUACCUGCUGCUGUUUCGCGUCUCGGGCCUGGACAGCCUCAGCAUGCUCUUCCCCAACCUGAGUGUCAUCCGUGGGCGCAAUCUCUUCUACAACUACGCCCUUGUGAUCUACGAGAUGACCAGCCUGAAGGACAUCGGCCUGUACAACCUGAGGAACAUCACCCGUGGGGCCAUGCGGAUUGAGAAGAACCCUGAGCUCUGCUACCUGGACUCCGUGGACUGGUCUCUUAUUAUGGAUGCCAAGCUCAACAAUGUUAUCAAUGGGAAUAAGAAGGCAAAGGAGUGCGACAAUGUCUGUCCGGGAAUCAUGGAGGAUAACCCUCUUUGUCAGAGGACGUCGUUCAAUGACAACUAUGACUACCGCUGCUGGACCUCUAACCAGUGCCAGAAAGUAUGCCCUGAACACUGCAAGCUCGCCUGCACAGACAAGGGGGAGUGUUGCCACAGCCAGUGCCUGGGCAGCUGCACGGAGCCCAACAACGACAUGGCCUGCUCUGCCUGUCUCCACUAUUUCCACGAGGACCGCUGCGUGCCAGACUGUCCCCCGGGCACUUACAAGUUUGAGGGCUGGCGCUGCAUCACCAUGGACCUGUGCUCUCAAGUGCACCUGCCUGGCGACACUCACUUUGUCAUCCAUGGGGGAGAAUGUAUGCCCGACUGCCCCUCCGGCUUCACACGCAACGAGACUAAUCGCAUGUUAUGCAGUGCCUGCAAUGGCCUGUGCGAUAAGGUCUGCAGCUCCCCUGUCAUCGACUCUGUGGAUGCUGCUCAGUCCCUGAAGGACUGCACUGUCAUCGACGGCAAUCUGGACAUCAACAUUCGCCAUGGAAAUAACAUAGCGUCUGAGCUGGAGAGCUUCAUGGGAUUGAUCCAGACAGUGAUGGGCUAUGUGAAGAUUCGACACUCCCACGCACUUGGCUCGCUGUCCUUCCUCAAGAGCCUGCGUUACAUCAAUGGGCAGGAACUCAUCGACAACAUGUAUUCGUUCUCCGCCAUCAACAACCAGCACUUGCAGUAUCUGUGGGACUGGAGUCAGCACAACCUGACGAUUCGGGCUGGGCGUCUCUUCUUCCGCUUGAACCCCAAACUCUGCAUGUCUGAGAUCCGCACGAUGUGGGAUAAGACGGGAAUAACUGUGAAGCCAGAGGAGGGUGAUUUUCGUAACAACGGUGAAAGAGCCAGCUGUGAAAGCCAUACCCUGACGUUCAAGUCUAACAUCACAUCAAGCCAUACGAUCAAGCUGACAUGGGAGCGCUACCAGCCGCCAGACUUAGGAGACCUUAUCAGCUUCAUAGUCUACUACAAGGAGUCCCCUUUCCAGAACAUCACAGAGUUCGAUGGCCAGGACGGCUGUGGCUCUAACAGCUGGCACAUGGUGGAUGUGGAUCUUCCUCAGGAUAAAAAUGCUGACCCGAAAGUCAGUGUUCAACACCUCAAGCCCUGGACCCAGUAUGCUAUUUUUGUGAAGGCCAUUACCCUGCAGGUGACGGACAAACACAUUACUGGGGCAAAGAGUGAUAUAAUCUACAUUCGCACACGUCCAUCGAUUCCAUCUGUGCCUAAAGAUGCCCGUGCAUAUGCCAACUCCUCAACUAAGCUGGUGGUGAAGUGGUCGCCUCCGGUCUUUCCCAAUGGCAAUUUGACCUACUACCUGGUCCGGUGGCAGCAGCAGCCUGAGGACAGAGAGCUCUACCAACAUAACUACUGCUCCAAAGAGCUGAAAAUCCCAAUCCGGAUCCCAGCAACAGGACUGAAAGACAUGGAGGACAGCACCAAGCCCACCAAGUCCGACCUGGCUGGGGCAGAGAAAGGCCCGUGCUGUGCUUGCCAGAAGACACCCGAAGAGAAGGAUCGGGAGAAGGGCGAUCGCCUCUUUUUUAAAAUUUUCGAGAACUUCCUUCACAACGCCAUCUUUCUGCCAAGACCUCCAGACCGUCGACGCAGAGAUGUUUUUGGUGUGGCUAACAACACGCUGUUUCCUGACGGUGCUGGCAGGGGGAACACCACCCUUGGCCCAGGGGAUAACAGUACAGAUGGCAUUCCUCCUAUAAAAGAGUACCCCUUCUCAGAAGACAAGAGCACAACAGAAUAUUUAGACAUCCCCAACCUGCGGCCCUUCACAGUCUACCGUAUCGACAUCCAUGCCUGCAAUGAAGAGGUGGGGCGCUGCAGCGCUGGAGCGUUUGUCUUCUCCAGGACCAAACCUGCAGUCAAGGCAGAUGACAUCCCUGGAAAGGUGAUCUAUGAGAGGAGUGACAAGGUUGAGGGUUGUGUGGUGCUUCACUGGCCAGAGCCUGUCAUGCCCAACGGACUCAUCCUGAUGUAUGAGAUCAAGUUCCGUCUGGGGACUGAGCCCGAGAAACACGAGUGUGUGUCGCGCCAGCAUUACCGUGAGCACAGAGGAGCUCGGCUAACCAACCUUGGUUCCGGAAACUACUCGGCCCGUGUGCGCGCCACCUCCCUAGCGGGGAACGGCUCCUGGACGGAGAGUGUGUCCUUCUACGUGCCUCCACCCAAACGGGACGACGGUGUUGCGUUCUAUUUGGUCAUCAUAAUUCCCAUCAUAGUGACGCUUUUCAUCGCCAGCCUCACCACAAUUCUCUUCUUUGUGAACAAAAAGAGGAAUAGUGACAGGCUGGGAAAUGGGGUCCUUUAUGCGUCUGUCAACCCAGAAUACUUCAGUGCUGCUGAAAUGUACGUCCCAGAUGAGUGGGAGGUGGCCAGGGAGAAGAUCACUAUGCACAGGGAGCUGGGUCAGGGCUCCUUCGGCAUGGUGUACGAAGGCAUCGCCAAGGGGGUGGUCAAGGACGAACCCGAGACGCGAGUGGCCAUCAAGACGGUCAACGAGUCGGCCAGCAUGAGGGAGCGCAUUGAGUUUUUGAACGAGGCCUCUGUCAUGAAGGAGUUCAACUGCCACCACGUGGUGCGGCUGCUGGGUGUGGUCUCGCAGGGACAGCCAACCUUGGUGAUUAUGGAGCUGAUGACCCGUGGAGAUCUCAAGAGCCACCUGCGCUCUCUGCGCAAAGAAAAUGCCACCAGCCAGGUCCUACCCCCGCUCAAGAAGAUGAUCCAGAUGGCAGGGGAAAUCGCUGACGGCAUGGCUUACCUAAAUGCCAACAAAUUUGUCCACAGAGAUCUGGCUGCCAGGAACUGCAUGGUAGCAGAGGACUUCACUGUGAAGAUUGGAGAUUUUGGCAUGACCAGAGAUAUUUAUGAGACGGAUUACUACCGAAAAGGAGGGAAGGGUUUGCUUCCUGUGCGCUGGAUGUCUCCAGAGUCGCUGAAAGAUGGCGUGUUCACUACAAUGUCUGAUGUCUGGUCAUUUGGUGUCGUUCUGUGGGAGAUCGCCACCUUAGCAGAACAGCCUUACCAGGGCAUGUCCAAUGAACAAGUGCUGCGCUUCGUCAUGGAGGGAGGACUCUUGGACAAACCUGACAACUGUCCUGACAUGCUGUUUGAGCUGAUGAGGAUGUGCUGGCAAUACAACCCAAAGAUGCGUCCGUCCUUCCUGGAGAUCAUCAGCAGCAUCAAAGAUGAACUGGAUCCUCCCUUCAGGGAAAUGAGCUUCUAUUACAGUGAGGAGAACAAGCCGCCGGACACCGAGGAGUUAGACAUAGAGGUAGAAAACAUGGAGAACAUUCCACUGGACCCUGCAUCCACCAGGCAGCCCUCAGCUGCUGCUGCCGCUGCCCCCUUGUCGGGGUGCACGGGAGGCACGCCUCCUCCUACCCAGCAGUUAUCCCCCAUGCAAGGCCCGAGUACUCCAUUACUGGGAGCCGUGUCUCCCUCCUCCCCGGGCCCUGUUGCCUCUGCCUUGGCAUCUCCCAGCCAAGCCUUGGAAAAGCACUCAGGACAUAUUUCGGCCAACGGGCCUGUUGUGGUGCUGCGGCCCAACUUUGACGAGAUGCAACCUUAUGCACACAUGAAUGGGGGCAGAAAGAACGAACGGGCGUUACCACUGCCCCAGUCGUCGGCCUGCUGAUAUCAGACCAGCCCCUCCUCCUCUUCCUCCUCUUACACAGGGUAACACAAACCUCUCCUCCAUCUCUUAAGGAGAGAUGGAUGAGGUAAGGAAUGACUUUCUUCUACUGUGUGCCAGUAGAUGGUCUCUCCACUCCUUUAAGGUCAAACAUAAAACUCUAAAAACUGAAAAAUAAGACAGAAACCUGCUAAAGCAUUUGGAGUUUGGUGGCUCAGACUCGACACUGGGGAACUCCUUCCUGUGCAGCCUGUAUUUCAGUCAUUGUUACAUAAGUCCUUCAAGAAGGAGAACAACACAGGCAUGUAUCCUGACUUUUUCAGAUUUAGACAUGAACAUAAAGAAAAUCUUUUUUUUUUUCUUUUUUUUUUUUUUUUUUAGCAUAUCUGCCAGCAAAUCCAACAGAAGAGCACUUUUUUCCCUGAUGAUUUCAGAGAGGAUGUUGUGGAUAUCUGAGUGUGUAUUUAUACGAACACAUGAUUCUCUCUAUAAUAUGGUAUAACUCCAUUUCUAAAAUGACUUUCCAUCAAAAUGACUUUGUUUCCUUGAGCACACUGGCUCAUGUCAUGUGAGAAUGCUUCAAUUAGAAAGUUUGGACUGAGA
This is a messenger RNA of Lates calcarifer (barramundi perch), 5996 nucleotides long. It is a transcript of the gene igf1ra, whose product is annotated as insulin-like growth factor 1a receptor. The record is from RefSeq and is a predicted model, not a curated record. Gene Ontology annotation, molecular function: ATP binding; insulin receptor substrate binding; phosphatidylinositol 3-kinase binding. Gene Ontology annotation, cellular component: axon; insulin receptor complex; membrane. The transcript has 21 exons. Gene Ontology annotation, biological process: positive regulation of phosphatidylinositol 3-kinase/protein kinase B signal transduction; glucose homeostasis; positive regulation of MAPK cascade. Lineage: Eukaryota; Metazoa; Chordata; Actinopteri; Centropomidae. The coding region runs from base 1137 to 5396 and encodes 1419 amino acids.